AAGAGACAGACAUGUACACUGUUACAAUACAGUUUUACAUACACAACUUGGGAAGUUUGUCAAAAUAUAUCAUUCUAUUUCAAGUUAAAAAAAAAGAUCAUUAGUACUUCUUCUUAGUUUUAAUAUUCCACAAUUUGAAUGUCUACUAACUGGAAGUCAUGCCUGAAAGUUAGAAACUGUAGCUAAAUCACGCCGCCUUGUGGCCGUGAACUACGCGUAUUGUAAAGUCUGUUGACAGUCGGCGACAGGCAGCGAGAAACUGACUGAGAGGGAGAUGAAGGAGAGAGAGAGAGGGGAGGGAGAGGUAGAGAGGAGGGGGUGGCAGUGAGAUUGUGAUUUUUCUCUCCAUUCCCGGCCUCUUUCUUAUCUAAUUGGUCCUAAGGGAACCGGGGCGAGUCCUCUGUAGGCAGAACCCUUUUUUUUUGCAGCUGCACAGCUUUAAUUGGCUGUCUCCACCGACGGAAUCACACCAGCUAUAUUCGACCAAAAACAAUUAAAAAGCCGAGAGCCCCUCAUCCUUCGCUGUCCCUCACUCACUCCCCCGUCAUUGGCGGACGCCACUCAAGUUGCAGCAGCACGAUACUCGAACUUCAGUUUAGGUGCGUCCGGAUUACAACCGUUCUACCGGCGACGUGGUCUUUGGCAACCUGUUUAACUAGACGCUCAUCAUAGCGUCCCCCUCUUGUCACCAACUAUCUCUCACAGGAUCGUUCUCAUUCUAGGCGCGUACUACCAUUGGCAAACGGCUUCGGACUACCCAGACGCGGAUAAGAGAGCAGGACCUUCUUCAAAUCGUCUUUCCUUUCGCAGGCUGAAGUGUACCAAUCUAUAUAUUUUAUUUGACAGUUCAGCUCAUUUUCGUAAGACUAAGAGUUUUCUUAUAUGACACAAUUAUUGUAUUGCCCAGCGUGUCAGCCCCGAGUGAUUCUUCUAUUGCACAGCCUGUCAGCUCCGGGUGGAUGGCAAAAGCCGCGCAUAUUUUCUGCUGGUCUGAUGUGGAAUUAAGGGGCGACUGGUAGAAAUUCUUCCAUAAGGCGCGGAGCCUCAAAAGUUGCCGCUGUGGAUGCGGUGGAAUUUUAUUGCUGGGCUGCUGUGACGACUGCAGCUGCAGAAAUUCUGUUCAACAUCACGGGAGUAAGGGUAGGCUAUCUUAAGUUUUUCCCCCCACACAUUUUUGCCGAAAGGGGUUUUCGUGCGGAUUUCGAGGGGGAGUGAAAGCUCGUUGGCACCUGCCAGCAAGCCGAAAGCACCAGGGUGUGGACUGACUUUAGGGUUGUCCCACAGCUUCGUUUCAUAGAAAGGUAAUGACGGAUCGGAGCUGAAGAUGGAGUUUUUCUGGAUUCUGUUAUUUUCUGUCAUCCAUGGUUACGCACGAGGGCAAGGAGUAUAUGCCCCUGCCAAUGCCCAGAUCGUGCACUCGGGGCAGGCGUGUGUGGUGAAGGAGGACAACAUUAGCGAGAGGAUCUACACCAUCCGGGAGGGAGCCACUCUAGUGCUUCAAUGCCUCGUGAAAGGCCAUCCACGACCACAGGUGCGGUGGACCAAGACGGCCGGCAGCGCCUCGGAGAAGUUCCAGGAGACGUUCAUCUUCAACGAGACGCUGCGUAUCACGAACAUCACCCGCAUGCAGGGCGGCCGCUACUACUGCAAGGCGGAGAACGGCAUCGGGGUGGCUGCCAUCAAGUCCAUCCGUGUAGACGUGCAGUACCUGGAUAAGCCCCUGCUGACGGUGCAUCAGACGAUCAGUGAUGUUCGCGGGAGCUACUACCAGGAGAAGACGGUGUUCCUGCGCUGCACAGUCAGCUCCAACCCUCCGGCCCGCUUCAUCUGGAAGAGAGGCAGCAGGACCAUAGAGCAGAACAAAGACCAGGGCGUCGACAUCUACGAGCCUCUAUACACACAGGGGGAGACCAAGGUGUUGAAGCUGAAGAACCUGAGGCCGCAGGACUUUGCCAACUACACGUGCCAGGUGUCUGUGCGUAACGUGUGUGACAUCCCCGACACCUCCGUCACGUUCCGCCUCACCAACGCCACCACUGCCCCGGUUCUGCGGCUGUCUGGAAACGAGACGCUGGUGGUGGACCCGGGCCGAGACGUGACCAUGUCCUGCGAGGUAAUGGCGGGGUUCCCCACUCCGGUGGUGACCUGGUCCCGCUACCCUGACAAACUGCCCAGGGGCGCGCAGGUCCGCGGCGGAUCCCUCACCCUCCGCUCCGUCAGCUCCUCCGACUCUGGCUUCUACAACUGCACCGCCGUCAACAACGUGGGCAACCCAGCCAAGAAGAACGUCAACCUCAUCGUCAGAAUGAUGAAGAACCUCACCUUCCAGAUCACGCCCGACUCUAACAAGGACAGCGAGAGCAUCCAGAUGGGCCGGGACCUCAAGCUCUCCUGCCACGUGGACGCUCUGCCCCAGGACAAGGUCAACUACACCUGGUACAAGAACGCUGUGCCCGUCUACCCCACGGACAGCCUGAUCGUGCUGCGCAGCGACCCGGACAUGCCCCCGGGCACCAGCAGCCUGGAGAUCGUGGACAUGAAGUUCCGUGACCAGGCCACCUACAGCUGCGUGGCCAACUUCCCCGGGAGCAGCGUGCAGGAGAUGCGCGUGGACAUCAACAUCACCCAGAGCAGCGUGACUCCCCCCAUCUUGACCGUGCCGCCCGGCGGAGCGACGGUCAGCGUGAAGGAGGGGGGCGUGGCCGAACUCGUCUGCCUGGUGGAUGGAAAGCCGCGUCCUCCCGUCCUGUGGUCGCGUGGGAGCAAGGACCUGACCAUGCCCAACGGCGAGUGGGUGGUGGAGACGCGGGACGGGCGCCUGCAACUCACCAACGUCUCCCGUGACCUCAUGGGCCCCUACCGGUGCCAGACGGCACCCUACAACGGGCUCAACAUCAAACGCCGGGAGGCCCAGGUUCAGCUCAAUGUCCAAUUUGCCCCCAUCGUGGACCCAGUUUUCCAGGAUGUCCGCUCCCCCAACUUCCAGACGGUGGUGCUGCGCUGCGUGGUGCUCAAGGCCAAUCCCUCGCGCAUAGCCAGCGUCCGCUGGUUCCAGAACGGGAAGGCCCAGACACCCCCUCUCCAGGACAGCCAGGAUACCCCCGUCUACCGCUUCAAGCUCGAGCCCGACAAGAACGGCACCUACGAGUGUCGCGUCUCCAACAACGUGGGGACCUCCACCUGCACCUUCCGUGUUUCAGCUCGCCCCUUUCCUGUGGAGUUCUACUACGACACGCCCAACCCCAUCCGUGUCCUGAAGGGGGAUAACUUCUCCUACAACCUGCAGUGGACCCAGAGAGAGCCCGCUGCCGUGGACCGCGUGAUUGGAUACUGGAUCAACAUCACACAGAGCGGCCAGCGCGUGUGGUCCAAGGUGUACACCCCUUCGGUCGAGCCGGCGAAAGGGGUGCUGAUGUCCGAGGUGAUCACUGACCUCCGCAUCGCCCUCACCUACGAGGUGGGACUCACCUCCAUCAGCAACUACGGCACAGGAGACCCCGUGGUGCGCAUCGUCCAGUUCUCAGAACCUUACACUUAUCUCAGGCCUUCAGAUUUUGUGUGUGGAUUUGAGGACAAACAGCUCUGUGGCUUCACCCAAGACAGAGGUGAUGAUUUUGACUGGACUCGACAGAACCACUUGUCCCAGAAUCCCAAGCGCUCCGCCAACACUGGCCCUGAUAUGGACCGCAGCGGGACCAAAGAAGGCUACUACAUUUACAUCGAGACGUCGCGGCCACGGAAGACGGGCGAGAGCGCCCGCCUGAUCUCGCCACUCUACAACGUCACCACGACCCGCGGCCCCACGGGAACCAUCCGCAUGCCCUACUGCAUCUCCUUCUACUACCACAUGAAGGGCAAGCACAUCGGAACACUGAACGUCCUGCAGAGGGUGAAGAGCAUCGCCUCCAUAAACACACUGGUGUGGACCCUCUCCGGCAACCAGGGGCCCACCUGGACUAAGGCCAACUUUGUCGUCACACCCAGCGGCCCUUUUCAGGUGGUGUUUGAGGGCAUUAGAGGGGAUGGUUACGAAGGGGACAUCGCCAUUGACGACGUGUCCGUCACCAAGGGGAAAUGCAAACAGGAUAACACCGGGUCCAACACAGCUGUUCUCUUGGGAAACGCACCUGCCACUCGUCCAGGCCCCCUGGCGACUUUGGCAACCUUUGCCGCCUGGUCCUGCCUGCUAUCGUUCUCCAGAUGAUGAUGAUGAUGACGAUGAAGGUCAAGAAGAAGAAGAAGAAGACGAUGACGACAUACAUCCACACAAACGCCCUCUACCCCCCUUCCCCUUCGGUGGAGACAGACACUGCCCCAUGCUCUCCCUCUCUUCCUCCCUUCCUUCCUCUUCCUCUUCCUUCGUUUCCUCAUAUUUUCUUCCUUUCCCUGCCUCGUCACAACCACUCUCCGUCUGCUAACGUGUCCCUGACGUAGCUGGCACUGCGUGCAGACCCCAUCUCUCCUCCCAUUUCUCUGUCACCAACACUGGGACCUCUUCAUUCGUGCAGUAAUACGGGUGCACUUCUUCAACUCAUACGUAGGACUGUGUGACUGUGCUCGCAUAUUUGGCUGCAUAGACUCCCCCUGCUUUUGGCAACCCCCUUUGUUCUUGUGUGUAAUUGUCACGUACUCUCAUACCUUACAUAGCUUCACUUAAGUCAUUGUCAUAUAUCGCUUUUUUACUAUAGCCUCACAGACUAUAGCCCCCCCUUUACCCGCCUCUAC
This is a messenger RNA of Clupea harengus (Atlantic herring), 4725 nucleotides long. It is a transcript of the gene mdga1, whose product is annotated as MAM domain-containing glycosylphosphatidylinositol anchor protein 1. Lineage: Eukaryota; Metazoa; Chordata; Actinopteri; Clupeiformes; Clupeidae. Gene Ontology annotation, cellular component: plasma membrane; axon; neuronal cell body. Gene Ontology annotation, biological process: homophilic cell-cell adhesion; synapse organization. Gene Ontology annotation, molecular function: axon guidance receptor activity; protein binding. The transcript is spliced from 18 exons. Bases 1325 to 4204 code for a protein of 959 amino acids. The record is from RefSeq and is a predicted model, not a curated record.